UAAAAAUAAUCAUUAGGCUAAUGACGAUAGACUUGUAGCUAACUAGCGAGCUGUCUUUUUAAUAUCCGAGAGCUUCCCGAGCUUCCCUCUCGCUUCUCUUUAGAUAUUAUUUUUUCUUCUUCAUCAAAUAAUUAUCUUUUAGACAAUAUCUUUCAUAAUGGUCAAAAUUAAGUCCAUUGAGUACUUCCGCGUUAAGCCGCGCUGGCUCUUCGUCAAAGUUACCGACGAGAAAGGUGGAUAUGGCUGGGGAGAGGCUACAUUGGAGGGCCACAGUCUUGCAGUCGAAGGUGCUCUCGACGAGAUCAUCACCAGAAUAAUUGGCUAUGAAGCGGAUGACAUUGAACACAUUUGGCAAACCGUGUGGCGGUUGGGUUUCUACCGUGGGGGUCCGGUCUUUAUGUCUGCCCUGGCUGGUAUCGACAUUGCUCUCUGGGAUUUGAAAGGCCGCAAUCUUGGUGUGCCUGUACACCAGCUGCUGGGCGGCAAGGUGCGCAACAAAAUCCAGGUCUACGCGUGGAUUGGCGGAGACCGCCCAAGCGAUGUUGAGGCUGCUGCGAAAGAGCGUAUUGCCCAAGGCUUAAAAUGCAUCAAAAUGAACGCUACCGAAGACGUCAACUGGCUAGACUCUCCAUCCGUUCUCGAAUCCACCGUCGAACGCCUCAAAACCGUCAAAGCGCUCGGUCUCGAUGCCGGUCUCGAUUUCCACGGCCGCCUACACAAGCCAAUGGCCAAACAACUCGCCAAAGCCCUCGAGCCUUACAAACCACUCUUCAUCGAAGAGCCGUUGCUCUGCGAACACCCUGAAGCCCUCAAGCAGCUCUCGGAACUCACCACCGUGCCAAUCGCAUUCGGCGAGCGCCUCUAUACCCGCUGGGACGUUAAGCGGUUUUUGGAAGAUCACUCGGUCGAUGUCUUACAGCCGGAUAUUGCGCAUGCUGGCGGUAUCAGCGAGACGAGACGUAUUGCGUCAGUUGCUGAAGCAUAUGAUGUUGCUAUUGCCCCGCAUUGUCCUCUCGGCCCAUUGGCCCUUGCGGCAUCAAUCCAGGUUGCAUUGAACACGCCCAACUUUGUUAUUCAAGAGAUGUCCCUUGGAAUGCACUACAAUGUGGAAGCGGGUGAUAUUGAUUUGAACUCUUAUCUCAAGGAUCAAACCGUGUUUGACAUCCAUGAGGGAUACGUCAACGCGCCAACUGGCCCAGGAUUGGGUAUUGAAAUUGACGAAGAGUUGGUCAGGAAGAUUUCAAAGGAAACAGAGCCAUGGCAAUGCAAGGAGUUUUAUGGUUCUGAUGGAUCAAUUCGCGAGUGGUAGUUACGUUUUUCUUUUUUUUUCAGCCCACAGCCUUAGGGUUUAUUGCAUAUUUCCUGGACAGAAAUUAGAUCACUACUUAAUCAUUCAUAUUCUGUAUUCCUAGCAAUGAAUAAAAAUCGCCAGCUCUUUUUUUCCUAC
Messenger RNA from Talaromyces proteolyticus, 1447 nucleotides. RefSeq names its product mandelate racemase/muconate lactonizing enzyme family protein. The coding region runs from base 158 to 1309 and encodes 383 amino acids. Gene Ontology annotation, molecular function: galactonate dehydratase activity. Lineage: Eukaryota; Fungi; Ascomycota; Eurotiomycetes; Eurotiales; Trichocomaceae. The record is from RefSeq and is a predicted model, not a curated record. The transcript is spliced from 3 exons. Gene Ontology annotation, biological process: amino acid catabolic process; D-galactonate catabolic process.